This is a messenger RNA of Insectozyma verbasci, 4014 nucleotides long. The record is from the annotation of a GenBank genome assembly. NCBI's taxonomy places the organism in Eukaryota, Fungi, Ascomycota, Pichiomycetes, Serinales, Debaryomycetaceae.
AUGGAUGAAGAAUGGGAAGGCGAAUUGCAAACUUCUUUCAUUAAAGAUGUGUUUUACUUUGGUCAAUGGCUAUUUGUGAAGGUACUUAAUUUGGUUCUCAUAGAUAUUCCAACAUUCAUUAUUAAAUUAUUAUCUAAAAAUUUUGAAUUUAAUUUGCAUUUAUCAUCAUUAUUAUUAUUCAUAAUUGGAGCAUUAAUAUUUGGUAUUAUCAUAAUUCGAUAUUUUUAUUUAACUGGUUAUUCCAAGGAUAAUACAGGUAAGAAACAAAAAACAUCAUCAAUUCAACAACAACCAAAUAUAUUUGUUGAAAAAAAACCAAGUAAGAAACCAUUAAACUAUUUAGAUGAAUUCUUGGCUGCUAUUAAAGUUUUCGGUUAUUUAGAUAAAUCCGUCUUUCAUGAGUUAACUAAAUCUAUGACAACUCAAAAGUUGGCACCUGAUGAAAUUUUAUGUCUUGACGAGACCUUGGGCUUUUCCAUAGUUGUUGAAGGUACUGCUCAAAUUUAUAUUAAAUUACCAAAAGAUAAUGCAAAAAAGAUAGAAUAUGAAAUAGAUGAAGAAAGGAAUGAAUUUUUAAUGUUGGGUGAUCAACAAUAUCAAUUAUUAAAUGAAGUGAAGAGUGGUUUACCUUUAAGUUCAUUAAUUUCAACAUUGGAAUUAUUUAAACUUCGAUAUCCAGAUAUUUUAACUCCAGAAAGAGAAGUGUCAUUGAAUCUAGAUUAUAAUGUAGAUAAUAACGUUGAUGAAGAUGAUGAUUAUCCGAACAUUAUCGUAUGUCCAAAGAAAAAGAGGAGUGGUGAUACUAUAACAAUUGCAAUUAUACCCCAAUCUGCAUUUGAAAGAGUUCAAAAUAAAUACCCAAAAGCAACUUCACAUAUUGUAACUAUGGUGCUCACUAGGUUAUAUAAAGUUACAAUGAACACUGUACAUAAUUAUUUAGGAUUAACUAAUGAAUUGAUGAAACUGGAGACGAAAUUAAAUGAACAAACUCCAACUAAUUUACCAAGAUAUUUAGUCGAUGGAUUAUUAGAAAAAUUGAAUGAGAAUGAGAAUCCCAAAAAGAAGAAACAAAAGCAACAUCAUAGACUUCCAUUAAUCAGAUCAUCAUCAAGAUAUGUUUUAUUAGAUUCAAAAUUGAAAAGUAAUCAUCCUGGAGAUUUAUUAUCCUCAGUUCCAAUAUCAAGAAAUGAUAAAAAGAAAAAAUUUAAAGAUGAUGAAAAAAGAUCAAAUUUUACAGAUGAAAUUGAAGAAACUGAGGAAAAUUCAUUAAGAAUAGCUAUAAUUGAAAAUAUAUUCAAAAUAGUUGGUAUUUCUGAACCUAGUCAUUUCUCAUAUGAAAAUGGUUUUAGCAGUUCUUCAUCUGCAAAUAGUUCAGUUGUAAACUUAAAUAACCUUCAAAAUUUAUCCAAAAGCUCAACACCUGGAGGAAAACGUCAUAAUGUAUUCAAACAUGAUAAUUUAAUGAAUACAAUACAAAUGUCACAACUUAAAAAAGAUCCACCAAUUCCAAGAUUAAGUCAAAAUAUGAAAAAGAAAUCAUUAUCAGAUAUGAAUGUAAAAGAUGCAUUUGCAAAAACAUUGGAAAUUAAAUCUAUUGGACCAAAUACAACAUUAAUUGAAGAAGGAUCAUUAAAUAAUGGAUUAUACUAUGUCAUUGAUGGAUCAUUAGAAGUUUUUCAUUCUUCUGAAAAUAAUACAACCCAUCAGUCAUAUAAUAAACAUGUAUAUACUGUUCAAUCAGGUGGUAUAGCUGGUUAUUUAACUUCAGUAGUUGGAUUCAAAUCUUUAACAUCAAUUAAAACUCCAAAGAAACAAGGUGCAAUAGUUGCAUAUAUUGCAAAAAAUGAUUACAACAAGUUAUUAGACAAAUUUUAUUUUCUUCAAUUACCUGUAGCUACAAAAUUGAAAAGUUUAUUAUCUUAUCAAAUUUUAAUCAUUGAUUAUGCUUUAGAAUGGUGUCAUAUUCCUACUGGAAAUGUUUUAUGUUCACAAGGUGAUUUAGCAAAUGGUUUUCAUGUUGUUUUAAGUGGUAGAUUUAGAGUUGUAAGAAGUGUUAAAAAUGGAGAUAAAGAAGAAACUGAAAUUUUAGGGGAGUAUGGACAUGGACAAUCAGUUGGAGAAGUAGAAGUGUUGACUGCAUCACGAAGAUCAAAUAGUCUUGUUGCUGUUCGAGAUUCCGAAACUGCAAGAAUUCCAAGAACUUUAUUUGAAUUGUUAUCAUUUCAGAAUCCAUCAAUCAUGGUUAAAGUUUCAAGAUUAGUUGCUUCAAAAGUUUUAUCGCAAGAAAAAUCAAUACAAGCUCCAAAGAAAUUUGUAGUUUCAUCAGGUGCUGAAACAUUUGUAUCUGCAGAUUAUAAAACUAUCACUAUACUACCAACUGUUUCAGAAUUACCAGUUAAAGAAUUUGCCAAUAAAUUAUUACAAGCUUUUAAAAUUGUUGGGAGAAAUGUAAUUGCAUUAGAUCAAGCACUGACUUUAACUCAUUUAGGUAGACAUGCAUUUGAUGAAUCAUUAGCAAGAUUAAAAUUAUCUGGAUAUUUUGCAUAUUUGGAAGAAGAAUACGAAACAAUUAUAUAUAUCUGUGAUACACCAGUUCAAUCAAAUUGGACAUCUACAUGUAUUUCUCAAGGUGAUUGUAUUUUAUUACUUGCCGAUGCACAAGAUGAAAAUACAGCAACUUCAGUUGGAGAAUAUGAACAAUUAUUAAUUAAAUUGAAAACUAGCGCCAGAACAGAUCUAUGUCUAAUUCAUCAAGAAAAAUUUGUAAGUCCAGGAUCAACUAAUUUAUGGUUAAAAAAUAGAUUAUGGGUACAAGGACAUCACCAUAUUCAAAUGUAUAUAGAAAGAAAUAAUGAUUCAUUGCCAAUCAAUAAAAAAUCAUUUAUUAAUGAUUUAGCUACUAAAUUAUCAAGAAAUAAAUCAUUUAUCUCAAAAUUUGAAAAUUCAGCAAGAAAUAUACCAAUGAUUAACAAUUUAAACGUUGGUUGGAAGAAUGAUAAUAUAAUCCAUAAUGAAGAUGUUACGUUUAAAUCUCACAAGAAUGAUUUUUUAAGAUUAGCUAGAAUUCUAUCAAAUGAAGCUGUGGGAUUGGUUCUUGGUGGUGGUGGAUCAAGAGGUAUUUCACAUGUAGGUGUAGUUACAGCAUUAGAAAGACAUGGAAUUCCAGUUGAUUUAAUUGGUGGUACUUCAAUUGGAUCAUUUGUUGGUGGAUUAUAUGCUAAAGAUUAUAAUAUUGUUUCAAUAUAUGGUAGAGCUAAAAAAUUUUCAAAAAGAGUUGCUUCUGCUUGGAGAAUGAUUUUUGAUUUAACAUAUCCUGUAACUUCAUAUAUUACAGGUUAUGAAUUUAAUAGAGGUAUAUGGAAAGUUUUUGGAUUUACUGAAAUUGAAGAUUUUUGGAUUAAAUAUUACUGUAAUUCAACAAAUAUAACAAAUUCAACCAUGGAUAUUCAUGAAACUGGUGUUGCUUGGAGAUUUAUUAGAGCUUCUAUGUCAUUAGCUGGUUUAUUACCUCCAAUUGCUUAUAAAGGUUGUAUGUUAUUAGAUGGAGGUUAUUUAGAUAACUUACCGGUUAUGGAAAUGAAAAGAAGAGGUGUUAAACAUAUAAUUGCCGUUGAUGUUGGAUCAGCAGAUGAAAGAACUGCAAUGAAUUAUGGUGAUACAUUAUCGGGAUUUUGGGUAUUAUUUAAUAGAUGGAAUCCAUUUUCAAAACAUCCCGAUAUACCAAAUAUGAUGGAUAUUCAAAUGAGAUUAGCUUAUGUUGCAAGUGUAAAUGCAUUAGAAGAAGCUAAAAGAACUCCAGGUGUUUAUUAUUUACGUCCACCAAUUGAAAACUAUGCAACUUUAGAUUUUGGUAAAUUUGAUGAAAUUUAUCAAGUUGGCUUAGGUUAUGCUGAUAAAUUAUUUACUGAAUGGGAAAACACUAAAAAAUUACCACCAAUUGCUGGAUUUGUAGAUAAGGAAAAUAUUAGAAAUGGUCAUGAAAGAAAGCAUAUAUAUAGAAGAAAUAGCAUUUAA